Messenger RNA from Paramecium tetraurelia, 3813 nucleotides. RefSeq lists its product as uncharacterized. Lineage: Eukaryota; Ciliophora; Oligohymenophorea; Peniculida; Parameciidae. The transcript has a single exon. The record is from RefSeq and is a predicted model, not a curated record.
AUGAUUGGAAGGCCUCCAAGAACAAGGAAUGAUAGAUAGUAAAAUCCAUAAAUUAGUGAGGACUAAUUAAAAAUGGAGCUUCAAAUGUAAGCUGAAAAUAAAAAGAGAGAAUUGCGAUUGUAGUAACUUUAAGAGAAAGAAGAAAAUUUAAAAUAAUUAGAGUAUGCAGGACAAGAUGUUGAAUCUUUUAGGAAUAAGGUUUAUGCAGAAUAUCAGGAUGUCGUUCCAUCGUAAUCGAAAGCUGAGUAAGAAAGAGCUGCUCGCAUUAAAUUGAGAGAAGAGGAGAGAUUGAGAAGAAAGAAUGGCUUAGGGAGUGCUUAUGAGUAGGAAAAAGAAAGGUUGCCUGUCUAGUUGGAAUAAAAGCUUUUACAAAAUUUGAAUCAAAUGAAUAACAACUAAAAUGGAGAUUGGUUAGAUAAAUAAUAAUUGGUUUCAAAUCAAAAUUAGCGUAAUGUAAAUCAUCAUCAUUAAUAAUAACCAGUUGUUAAUAAUUAUCCUGAUCAAGUCUAUGGAGUAAGAUAAAUUUAAUAGUCUUAACUUAAUAAUCAAAUGAAAAAUGAAUCAUAAAAAUAACCAGACAAGUAAAAUUAUGAAUAACGUUAUUAACCACCCCAAAUGAAUAAUAAUAGUAAUUAUUAGAAAAACAAAAUGAAUGAUGCAGCAGAAUAAGAAAGAGAAAAAAAAAGAAAAUAUAAGGAAUAAUUAGAUAUUUAGAUUAGUUAAAAAGGCUAAUAAAACUAACAAUAAAUUUAGAAUCAAUAAGGAUAGCAAUAAUAUUAUCAAUAAUAAAAUAAUUAGUAUCAAUAAUAAAAUUAAUAAUAGUAAUAAUAGUAUAAACCAAAUUCAUAAUAAAGUUAAAGAUAACCUUAAGUUGAGGUAGAUUUCUUCUCAAAGUUUGGGUAACCUCAGUCUUAAUAAGGUUGGAGAUAAUAAUAAAAAGAACCAUAAAACUAAGAUAAUGUAGCAGCAUAAAGAAUGAAAUAUAGAGAAGAACUUGAUAGAUAAAUUUAAGAAAAAAAAAAUAGAGAAAUGGAAUAAUAGUAAUAACGAAACCAAUAGGAGUUUGCAAAAAGGCCAGCUAGCAAUCCAACAAAUGUAUUUGAUUUCCCACAAGAAUAUGAUUAUAAAAAUAAUCCACCUCCUCAAUCUCCUAAUUAUUAUUAGCCUCCUUAAUCCGCACCCACAGAUGAUUAGACUAAAGGAAGAUUUCUGUAGAGGAGAUUUACUAGUGGAUAGCCUGAAGAUCCAUAAAAAUAAGUUUAAAAGGAACAAUAUGCAGAGGAAUUAAAGAGAUAAAUGGAAGAAAAAAAAAGAAAGAAAAAAUAGGAAGAAGAGGAAAAUAGAAGAAGGGAUGAAUUAGAAUAAUAACAAUUUUAGUAACAAUAAUAACUUGAGAAAAAAAGACAAGAAGAAUUAGUAAAAUAGAAAUAAGCUGAGCAAUUUGAAUUGCAAGCUUAAAAUAUGCAACAAAAAGAAGUAGGAAGAAGAGGGAAGCAAAAUAUAUAAAAUGAAUAAAUUCAUUAAGAUGUUAUUAAGAAAUCUGCCUUGUAAAUUCUAUCUCCAGAAAGUGAUAUCUAAAGAGAUUCUAUAUCAUAAGUUUAAGAUCAAAAGCAUUAAUAACAGUAAUAAUAUUUGCCACAGCAACAACCUCAAUAUUAAUAAUAUUUAUAACCACAUUAACCUGUUUAAUAAACACCCUAUUAGCCUAAUCCUUAUCAUCCUCCUAUGUCACCAUUACAAAAUGUUUAUAAUCAAUUUCAUUUAUAGGACAAUUUAUAACAAUAUUAAUAAGUGCUUUUUAAUGAUUAAAACACGCACAAUCCUUAGGCUAUCAUGGUUCAUUAAUAAUAUUUAAUGCAACUUCAAUAAAAUAGAUAGGAAAUUGAUCUUGUCAGAUAAAUAUUGGAAGAAAAAUUAAGAUUACAACAAAUAGAAAUGUAGAAUUAGCUAUUAAUUGAUUAAUACUAAAGGAAAGUAAUGGAUAUUUAAAGGGAGUAAAAAUUGUUUGAACAAGAAAUAGUUAAAUUGCAAGAUUUUAUUUAAGGGAAAUAAAAACGUCCUUUGGAUCCAACUGUUUUUGCAUCAAGUGUUUUUUUUAAUGCUCUAGGUAAAAAAGAUAAUUUAAAUUAAUCCCCACAUUAAUAACAGUUAGCAAAUAUACAACCUUUAAAAAUAUCUCCUUUUUAAUCACCAACAGCUAAUUCUUAAGCUCAUUAAUUUUAUAAAUAAAUUAAGUAAUCAGACAUCUCUUCUUAAUAUUCUCAUUAAUACGAAGAAGUAAAUUAGUUACAUUCUGAUAAGCAUUAAUAACCUUAUUCUUAAUAAUAAUAGCCUUUUUCGUAAUACUAAUAGUAAUAAUAAAUUUAUUCUUAGUAAUAAUAGUAAUAAUAAUAAUAAUAAUAAUAAUAAUAAUAAUAAUAAUAAUAAUAAUAAUAAUAAUAAUAAUAAUAAUAAUAAUAAUAAUAAUAAUAAUAGUAAUAAUAAUAUUAACUUUAAAUCCAUAAACCAAAAGGAAUUACAGAAUCUAUGAUUGAUAAUGAUGUUGAAUUACCUGGAGAAUCAGAGUAUGUAAAUUAUACUGAGGAAUAAUUAGGAAAGAGUUUUAUGCCAGAAUAUAGGGAAUUAAAAUUAAAAACUCAGCAAUCGUAAAAUUUUAAAUAGACUGAAAAUGCAAAAACCUUGUAAUCGUAAUAAUUCAAAACACUUUAAUCAUAGAAUUUUUCAAAUAACGAUUUUUAAUUAAAUUAAUAAUAAAAAUCAUCAAUUACAGAUGAGAGUUGUGAAUUACCAAAUCAUGUAGUUUAGAAAUCUAUACCUCCAUAAUUAAGUAGAGUUUAAGUAAGCGAUAAUAAAUCAGGCAAUUUUUAAGAUGAAGAAAUUGAGGAAUCAAAUGAAAGUGUAGAUGAAGAAGAGUAUGAGCAGAAGGAUUUUGAACCUGAGGAGGAAGUAGUGAAUGAACCUAAUGAUGAUAACCCAUUUGAUCAACAAGAUGAAUAGGAUGAUGAAAAUGAGGACUCAGAUAAAGAACAAUACGAUAUUGAGAUACCAAACCCACAGAAUUAUGAUUUGAAUAUGUUAAAGACUUAAGAAUAUUAUGCCAUGUUUGUCGAAAAUAUAAAGCCUUAAUCAAGAUAGUAAGAACUAAAAUUUCCAACAAAAUUACUUCAAUAAAAUACGUUAAAGUUGAACAAUGAUACAAUAUAAUAAUCAAGUAUGUGUGAUUAAAGUGAAAUCGUAGAAAGUUAGGUAAAAUUUGAAAAUGAGAAAUAAGGAGAUGUUGAAGAGGUUCAAAUGAGUCAGGCUUAGUUUUCUGUGUAUUAGUAAUCCAUGGCAAUACCAGAGGAUGAAGAACCUUCCUAGCCUACUGCAUCAUAGAAAGCACUCAAAAAUUCAAGCAGAAAAUAUUAAAAACCUAAAACGGUUGAUAUUUUUAAAAAUGAGCAACCUAGAAAUUCAAAUCCAUAAUCUCAAAACUAAAUUCCUCAAUUUUAGGAGCAAUCUAGAUUCACUAAUCAAUAAAUUCCAGAUUAAUCAAGAUGUACUAAUUUAUAGAUGCCUGAUCAAUCUCGUUGCACCAAUCAAAAUCCAAUAGCUUCUCAAACUUUUCUGUAUCAACCAAGAGUAGAAUUAGUUAAAUCCAGAUUAGAAAAUCUGUUUUAACACACGAACGAAAUAAUGGGUGAUCUACCUAAAGUAAAAGUUGAAAAGAUAGUGGCUGUUGAUGAUGAUGAAAUCAAAUCUUAUAAAAUAGAAGAAAAUUCACAGUGGCAAUAACAAUUAGAUUUGUUUGCCUACGAACAAAGCCAUAGUUGA